CAAAGGCGAUUUAUUCGUGUUGCAUUGAGAGCGGAUAAAAAAAUGCGAAGAAUAUUGCGCGUUUGUGCGUUUGUAAUAAUCGAUGUACUGUUUGCUGAACUCUGCACGUGCAUGCCGACGCCGCAGUUCUACAGCGGGAGUCCGGUGGUGGAGCUCCCUGGCGCUGCCAUCGCCGGGCGAGCCAGCCCGCGGGCCAGCGGGGGAGCGGGGAUGGUGUACGUGCUGGUUGGUUUGGUGAGCCUCCCUCUGCUGGUCACCGUGCUGUGGCUGCUGCGCCAGUUGUGGCGCAUGCUGGCCUCCUGCGCCGGCCGGGGCUGUCCCGCCAGUCGGCCCGACCACGGCCUGGAGGAGGUCGUGAUCAUACCCGCCGACCACCAGUUGCACUGCUCAGUUGCUCAGGGCGUGCCGUCUUCUAGCAGUGCCCUGCUGUGUGAUGGGCCACUAGCAUCUUCCCAACAACAACACCAGUUUUCACCUGUUUCUCUGAUGGAAGAGAUGUUGCUUGCGUCGACUCGUGAACAGAUGCAGAGUGCAUCAACACCUGGUGACACACAACUGGUGACCUGCCACCAGUCUCCUAGCCGUCACACAGUUAAGACGGAAGCAGAGGCCACAUGCGACCAGGAUCAAGAGGUGCUUUCUCCUCCGAUGCAGGAUUUGGAAGCGUUUUCUAUACCUGAUGCCUACACACAGUAUACCCAGGAGUUAGGGGUGAGUAUAAUAAUAACUAUAAUCAUCACGAGGAUAAAACCAAUGGCAAGGUAAACAUUCUCAAUGUACUUACGAGAUAAAAAUAAUAGUUUUAACAAACUAUAACAUACUCUUUCAUAUAAAAUCAACUAAAAAAUAGAAAAUAAAUUUUAAUAAAUUUGAGUUAAGAAUAGUGUAAAUAAUAAAAAAUGUAUUUUAUUGUAAAAAAAAUCAUGGGGUGCAUGGUGUCAUUAGUUAUAAAUAUGUUAUUGACAGAUAUGCGUAGAAGAAUUAUCAUUUGAUAAUAUCUUAAAAAGCACCCCACGCUUUUUUUGCAAUAAAUAAGAUUUUUUUUCUUAUUUACACUAUUCUUAACUCAAAUUUAAUAAAAUUUAUUUUCUAUUUUUUGUGGGAUUUUCUAUAAAAGAGUAAUCCUAUAUUUUAUUUUUUAUGCUAUUAUUAAUUAUCAAUUUUUUGUUGGAUUUUCUAUAAAAGCGUUUAUUUUAGUUUGUUAACUAUUAUUUAUUUUUUUUAUUUUUAGUUACUUUUCUUUAUUACAUCAAUUAUUUAUUAAAGUGAAUUUGAGUCAAUAUUGCCUGCUUUUAAAAUAAAUAUUCGAUAUAGCGUGUUGAAGAACUAUAGUACACAAUAUUUUAAAUAUCCUAAUAUGAAAAUCAAUGAUUUUAAAUAAAAUCGGGAAGUCAUUCAUGUAUAAUUCUAAGUCGGUAACUGAUCCGAGAAAUGAUCAAUUUGGGUGCCUGCUGCCUCCCUUUGAUGAGAUAGCUGGUUCUCAGGUUCCCUCAACAAAAAUUUCAUCUUAUUCAAAGUCGGUAACUUAUCCGAGAAAUAGUUGAUCGGGACGCCUGGUAGAUUCCCUUCUUGGUCUUGCGGCAAAGACACUACCAGUAAGGAAAAAAAAUCGCUAACCCUGAUUAUCCUAGUAAGGAUAAAGGGUUCAAAAUAUAGAAAUGCCAUCGGUCCUUGAUAAGUACGCCAAAUUUCGAGUUAAACCGACGUUUUGAAGGAGGACAAAAUCAUAUUCAAAUUUUCCAUUACAUACUAACAUACAUACGUAUGAAGCAAAUAAAAGCUUAUCAAAAAAGAACCAACAGGUGCCUGACAUCCCUGGAUGUAGAAUGGAAUGAUUUAUAUCCUUGGGACGCUGUGGUUGGAGAACAUUAAGAAGAUAUUGUCGGCUAACGACAAUGUGCCCCACAUUUGCACUUUUGAUGAACCUAGAUCCCAAUCCUCUACACUGAAUGAAAAGUUAGUAAACUUAAAUAAAAUAUUCGUGGCGAGGAGUCUCAGGAGACUUUUACUCUGAUGAUGAGAGCUGAAAUAUCAAACGCAACGUUGGUGAACUCUUCACUUUUAACGUAUUUAAAGCCUACGAAAUAAUUAUACUUUUUAUUGUAAUUUUAGAAGGGAAUAUAUACUUGACCCAACAAACUGUUUCGUUAACUCGACUGUUUACAUCAAACAAAGAUUUUUUUAUCAGUGAGAGUACUUGAAAUAUCUGAUAGCUACAUUUCUAUAUUCCCGAAGUGAGUUUGGUGUAACGAGGAACACAGCCAGAUAUACCAACCAGGAAUAUUUAUAGCAAUGCAUGGAAUCUUAAGAUGAUGGCACCACUAGUUUAUCACCAACGCAAUCCACUUCAGACCUCCCAGGAUCAAAUUUGGGAACUCUAUUAUGUUGUCAUCCAGGUCUCACUAUCCAUAGCCUGUCAUACCAUGGUUUUCGAUCCAAAGAUAGUCAGAUAACCGCGCUCGGAUGCGAAGAUCACUAAUUAUCGACUGCCGAAAGGCGCCGAACGGAGCUGCGUUAUUUAUUUUUUGCGAGUAGAGAAAGUGGUAUUCCACAUAUUAGUUUUACUGCGUGAUUGAUUUCAGAAUACUGGUUAAUGUUAACAAAGUUUCUUUUUGGUUAACUAGUAUUUAUAGACUUCCUGCUGAUGACUAGGCAAAUGAAAAUCAGUACCAGUACAAUUGAAAGAUGUAUUUACUUUAUUAUUUCGUUUAUUUUGGUUCUUCCUCGUCAACAACGAGGUCAUUGCAAACAGACAAACACAAUGCAAGUCAGAGAAGCAGGGGUAAGUAAUAUGCAAUGGCCUAUAGUAAAAACACAAUUCUAGGAUUUGUUUUGAAUGAUUUCAGGAAAACUUUGUAAAAACCUACAUCAGAAUUUAUGGUUUAGUAUUCAAACCCAAUUCCUCCAGAAAGCGAGUCUAUUAUUUUACCUAAGUUCCACUUUCCUCGGUACUACUUUUGAUAGAACGUUACGCAUUUGAAAAAAAAAGGCACUCUGUUAAAAAUUAUUCCAAUCCGGGGAUUAAGAAGAAGCUACAGAAAUUUUGUCAAAUUACUUGGACCGUAAGAUUUCUGUAAAAUUAAGCUAUCUUUAAUCAUUUUCGCGAUAUAUCAUACUAUCUCAUCACUUGCAAGCAGUAUCAGGUGACAUUGUUUUGCUUAUGCUUGUCACGCUGAAGUAUUUCUAGUCAGGUAAAUUUCACGCAUUAAUACGUAGCUUAAAUGGCAUUCAUAAUGGUCCACUCAGUCUAUUUCCCGGAUGUAAAGCCAAUUAUUAUUAUAUUCUUGUAAUAAUGCCUGAAAUGACAUUACUAUAAAAACAAUAGUUCGAAUGUUAUUUAACAUUUUAAUAUGCUUUGUUUACCAAGUCAAGACACUACUGGGUCCAGUGCUGUAGCUUGGUUUGACGGGAAGAAUCUAAAACAAGUGAUAAGUAGAAGAAUAUAUAUGUUUUAGGCUUUAAGUUAAACUAUAUACCCAUUUAGUUUGUUAUUACACACAUCAAUGUUAUUAAAUUACAGAUUUAACAGGAAAAACGUGAUUUUCGCCAACAGGAUAAAUUCAUUAGCAUUUUAGUUUAUUCACACUAAAAUUUUCACAAAUCUGAGGCUUUAACUUACUGCUAGCUUUUAUUUAUUUUUGAAGCACUCCCCGGACCAUUCUCGUGACUCACGAAUCAGUUAUCGGUUUUUCACAACUAAGGAAAGCCCAUAUUAAUGUAUAAUGACAGUAACAGUUUUGUAUUCAUAGUGCAAUUUAUGUAUGCGUGUUUCAGAAAAUCAGCUUUAUGAAAUCAACUAUAUUCGCAGUUAUGACAGCCAGCAUCUCUGGCCUUAUGUUACUGCAAAGGACGUGGUGCAUUUUGGCUUCUAUUACGCCCAAUUGGCUCCAUGGCGUCACUCAACACCGAAACAUCCAGCUUACUUAUCUGAGAGAAGUGGGGGAGGGGUUUAAUGCUUACCCUCCCGAACACCGACAAAAAUCGCCAUUUUCUCCGAGGGAAGAGGCCUUUGAAUUUUAUUCUCUUGAACAAGUGGUAGUCGACAGAUCGUUUCCGAGGAAAGAGGUAUGUGAGACCUAUCCCCCCGAGCAGCUGCAUGAGUCACCAUCAUCGCCAGGGAAAGAGGCCUUUGAAAAUUAUCCUUCUGAGCAGCUGCAAGAUUCACCAUCAUCUUUGAAGGAAGAGGUCUACGAGACUUGUCCUCUUGAACAGCUGCAAGCAUCAACAUCAUCCUCAAGGGAAAGGGCUGUUGAAGCUUAUCCUUACGAGCAGCUGCAAGACUCACCAUCAUCUUUGAGGGAAGAGGUCUAUGAGACAUAUCCUCCCGAGCUGCAUGAGGCACCAUUAUCUCCAUGGGAAGAGAUUUUUGACACUUAUCCUCCCAAGCAGCUGCAAGAUUCGCGAUCACCUAUGAAGGAAGAGGUCUACGAGACUUGUCCUCUUGAACAGCUGCAAGCAUCAACAUCAUCUCCAAGGGAAAGGGCCUUUGAUGCUUAUCCUCCCGAGCAGCUGCAAGAGUUUCCAUUCCCGUUGAAGGAAGAGGUCUAUGAAACAUAUCCUCCAGAGCAGCUGCAUGAGUCACCAUCAUCUCUGCAGGAAGAGGCCUUUGAGAAUUAUCCUUCUGAAUACCUACAUGUAUCGACAUUAUCUGAGAAGAAUGAGGUCUUUGAGACUUAUUCUAUUGAACCGCUGCAAUCAUCAACAUCAUUUCCGAGGGAAUAUGUGAAUGAGACUCAUCCUUCCGAACAGCUGCAAGUGGUAUCACCACACAAGAGAAACAAGAGUUCUGGUCCCCUUACCUACUAUAAGCUACAACUACCACCGUUUCCUCCACAAGUUCCUUUAAAAGAAGAGCUGUAUGAAACGUUUCCUCCUUUGAAAGCAUUGUCUGCGAAGAAAGAGGUCAUUGAGACUUAUUAUAUUGAACCGCUGCAAUCAUCAACAUCAUUUCCGAGGGAAGAUCUGAAUGAGACUCAUCCUUCCGAACAGCUGCAAGUGGUAUCACCACACAAGAGAAACAAGAUUUCUGGUCCCCUUACCUACUAUAAGCUACAACUACCACCGUUUCCUCCACAACAAGUUCCUUUGAAAGAAGUGGUGUAUGAAACGUUUCCUCCUUUGAAAAAUGAUAUUGACACAACCCCUUCAGAAUAAAGAGGCAUUUUUGCGAUAAA
Messenger RNA from Bacillus rossius redtenbacheri, 5174 nucleotides. RefSeq lists its product as uncharacterized. The transcript has 3 exons. NCBI's taxonomy places the organism in Eukaryota, Metazoa, Arthropoda, Insecta, Phasmatodea, Bacillidae. The coding region runs from base 43 to 765 and encodes 240 amino acids. The record is from RefSeq and is a predicted model, not a curated record.